AUGAGAAUAGAAGAGCUGCAAAGUAGUCUAGAGGCGCAAGAGUUGCGCAUGACUGAAAGAACUUCUGAGAGGGAAGUUGAGCAGGCUCUGAAGGCUUCUUUUAUCAAGAAGGACCAGAAGCUGAAAAAACAUGGUAGGUCGCAGAAGUCAGAAGUCUUCUAUUCUGAUAAGGAGAAACAUCAGAAGGGAAAGGAGAAAUAUGACAAGAGAAUGAUUCAGUGUUACUGUUGUAAUAGGUUUGGCCACUUUGCUAAAGAUUGUUGGUCAAACAAAGAAGAAGCAAAAAUAGCCAGAGGAGAUUCUGAUGAUGAACCUGUGCUAUUAAUGGCUUAUGAAUCUGAUGAGGAACCUGUGAAUUCUGAAGAAGAGUCAGAAUCUAAGAUUUCUGAAGAUGAGUCAGAGUUAGAAGAUGACUCUGAAGCUGAAGACAAGUCAGAAUCCGAAGGUGAUUCUGAGUCUGAAGGAGAAUCAGAAGAUGAGUCAGAAUCUGAAGAAGAUUUUGCUUCUGAUGAUGAGUCAGAACUUGAAAGUGGAACUUCUGAAGGCGGAGCUUCUGAAGGUAGUCCAGCUUCUGAAAGAAAAGAUUAUGAAGUUGGAACUUCUGAAGGCGAUCCAACUUCUAAAGGUGGUAGUUUUGAACAAGACCCAGGAGUUAACAAAGGUGGAACUUUUGGUGGUAAUCAAACUUCUGAAGAAAAUCCAGAAGGAGAUAUGGUUCCAGAAUCAGAAGGAGAUUCUGAACUAUUGGGUAUUGAAGAAGCACUCGAGAAGAAAGGCUGGCUGAAUGCCAUAAAAUAA
Vicia villosa (hairy vetch) is the source of this 798-nucleotide messenger RNA. RefSeq lists its product as uncharacterized. Bases 1 to 798 code for a protein of 265 amino acids. Lineage: Eukaryota; Viridiplantae; Streptophyta; Magnoliopsida; Fabales; Fabaceae. The transcript has 3 exons. Gene Ontology annotation, molecular function: zinc ion binding; nucleic acid binding. The record is from RefSeq and is a predicted model, not a curated record.